UGAUUGUUGAAGUUGUUUGCUAGACUUGCAGAGCUUCAUACACUUAUACACGCCAGCGUACCAACGAUUUCGGAUCAUACAGAACCAACCACUUCCUAAUGGCGGCCCUGCAGCAAUAUCGCUCGCUCAUCCGUACCCCUGAGCUUAUUUGUUCGGAUACAGAAGACUUGUAUUCCAGCGAAGAGGAGAUGCCAGAUCGCGAUGAGACCGACCAGCUGCUAAGACAAGCACAUCACUACGUCAUCACAGAAGGAGGUAAAGACUCACCUACAACCUACAUGGAACGCAUUUAUCGCAUAAAUGAAGAUCUGGUUCAAGAGAUCACGACACACAGCUACGACUGCGACCCCAAGCUGUUUCGCCGUGUCAAACAGAAGAUCGAUCACGUGCUCCGCGAGUUCGAGGACGCUGUAGACGCAGACUCUAGUCUGUACGACUGCAGCGAUUCAUCAGAGUACUACGCUACAGCAGCUGAGGAAGGUCUGUAUCGUAUGGAUUUCAGUCCUGUGACGCCUGAAGGUCCAUCUGCUCGACGCACAGCGAAGACUGGUAGCAUGGACGAUGUAGAGAAGACAUAUCUCUAUGGCGGUCUUGGCAAUCACCCGGAGAGCUGGUACAAGAAAGUUGCAGCAUCGUUGCCGUUUCCGGAGACUAUACGUAUGGCCGACUGGGAGAGCCUCCGUAUACAUUGGGACCUUGCCAACACAGGUGACGCGGAGACAACGGAGUCCGUGACUGGCAACGCCGUAUCAUGUAACGAAUCUCGCCUUACACACCACAACAACCUGGAUCAAUAUGAGUCUGGGUCGCGGUUCAAGCUGCCUACACCCAGCUCAGUGAUCAUGCAGAAGGUCAAAGAGUUCGGCACAGCCAAUGAGCUACGGAGAGCUGUUCAUGUAUUCUACCGAGGUGACGACUCGAAGAGGAAGAACGAAGACUACAAGUACGUUCCACGCGUCUUCCUGGACAAACUCGAAGUGGGCCAGCGUCUCAGUCCUGUAGACCUUGUCGACGAAGUUCGCAGCGCAGUGAACCGAACGCCCACUAAAUUUAGUUCAUGCAGCAACGGCGGCAGCAAAAUCGGCUCCGCACCACCAGCGACUCGCACACUUCUAAACACUUCGCAACGACCCUCACCAUCAAGCCCAGUCGAAGAAGACUCUUGCCUAUCGCCCAUAGGCGACGAAAACCCUGUCACUCUUGAGAUACCUGCCCGCAAGGCUCCUCAACAGCAGGCUACUGCUACUACCUCGGCGAUUCGCCGUCAACGAGCUAAGAUGGAAGAAUCUUUGCGUUCGGUGGACAGCAUGUCAAGUCCACCCGCUAAAUGGGAGACUGCGGUAGCGACCCAUGUCGUCAUUCCCAACAAGACUCGCGUCCAUCCGCGCAAAACGGCAACUCCGGUGGCCAUCGUGCCGGCAUACCAGACCAUUGCGACAGGUAAACGCAAGCGUCUCAGCGUUGACGUAGUCGAGGACCAGACCGAGGGAGACACCUGUUAUGAAGCGGUCCUCUCGAAGCGUAGGGAGCUCGCCAGAGAGUCCGUCAGGCCUUGCACACCCACCCUUCCCAUCCAGGGUGACAAUGUCGACACGCCAGCUAGCUUACCUGCUCUGACGCCUUGCUCGUCGGUUAUGUCGACGCCGCCCUUCGUCAAGGCCCGGGCAGCAGGCAGGAAGCAAUGUAAGAUCCGCACAAAGCGCGAUUCCGAGCAGCGCGUACCGCAGGAGAAGUUCGAAGAAAUCACAGCGGGGAGCAAGAGCAUUGCAGCAGCUGCUGAGAGCAUUGUGAGGGGAAGUACGAGGAGUGAUAGGGCGCGCAAACCGUAGAUUACAGACUAGACUGGACCACGUUCGUUACGAGUCCCUUUUGUUGUAUGUCAUACUAUAGACGUAUACUCUCAUAUCACUAUUCACCUACGUCUCUCAAUCUUCGAUCGAUCUCCAGUCUCCGCGCCCUACAUACGCCUCACACCCUUCGUUACUCUCCACAUCGCGCGCCAACCGACCUGUUACUACACUCCUCUCAUGCUCCCUACCCCGAACGACAGAGGGCUCAAAGCCACCUAGUUCACCGUUCGACAACGCGCGGCGUAUCCAUGUCCCGCUCAUGAACUGGAAACCGCUGCUUUGCCGGUCGAGAAGCACGAACCACCGCCGC
Didymella exigua CBS 183.55 is the source of this 2160-nucleotide messenger RNA. RefSeq lists its product as uncharacterized. The record is from RefSeq and is a predicted model, not a curated record. The transcript is spliced from 2 exons. The coding region runs from base 99 to 1829 and encodes 576 amino acids. NCBI's taxonomy places the organism in Eukaryota, Fungi, Ascomycota, Dothideomycetes, Pleosporales, Didymellaceae.